Messenger RNA from Linnemannia hyalina, 1461 nucleotides. Lineage: Eukaryota; Fungi; Mortierellomycota; Mortierellomycetes; Mortierellales; Mortierellaceae. The record is from the annotation of a GenBank genome assembly.
AUGACCGACCUCCACCCUGACGAACAUUAUCUGGAGGGAGCUGCAGUCUGGACCUCUUGUCACACUAUCGUCGGCGAGGAUAUUGAUGUUCAUGAUGACGAUAAUGCGAGCUUUUUGCACCCUCGCUCGUCGUCGUCGUCGUCUCCUGUCCCAGUCAAUACCACGAUUGGUGGUCGGUAUGGAGCCCCGAAUACAAUCUGUGACAGCCCCCUGGGUCUGGUCGAUGCCACCUUUGACUGGAUUGACAAGAACGUUGUGGACUCGGUUGACUUUGUUGUCUGGACUGGAGACAACGCCAGGCACGACUCUGACAACACCCACCCGCGCACCCAGGAUGAAAUCAACGCCCUCAACAAAAUCAUAGCCAACAAGGUCCUUAAGACCUUCCCUCCCGGUCCAGACGGUCGACCCAUCCCCAUCAUCCCCUCCAUCGGCAACAACGAUGUCUACCCCCACAACAUCCUCCAUCAGGGUCCCAACCCCAUCCUCCAGUACUUUGCUACUAUCUGGACAGAGUUCAUUCCCGAGUCCAUGGCCAAGACUUUUGCUCGUGGUGGAUAUUACUCUGUCGAGGCCGUUGCUGAUAAGAUCACCGUCGUCAGUCUCAACACUCUCUAUUUCUACAUCCACAAUGCCGCUGUCGAUGGGUGCAAGGAGGAGGAGGAACCGGGCACGGAACAGAUGGAUUGGUUGGAGACUGAGUUGGACAAGCUUCGGACACGCAAGAUGGUCGCAUACCUGACAGGACAUGUCCCACCAGAGAAGAAGUCGUAUUCGCCCACUUGCUACUCACGGUACACCAAGAUCGCGCUCGCCUAUCAGGAUGUCAUUGUUGGUCAUCUCUUUGGCCAUGCCAACAUCGACCACUUCUUCUUGCUCUCGAAUGGUGGCAACAAGGGAGGUGAGGAGGGGUCUCCUCCAGAACGUGGUCUUGUGGGGGGAGCACAGGUCGAUAAGAAUGUCACGUUUCACGCGCAGGGUCUUAGCACGUACCUGGAGUAUCUCUGGAUGCAGUACGAUACUGUCCCCGAACGUGCUCAACUCAAGGAUUAUGCGAUCGUCUUGGUGUCGCCCUCUGUCGUUCCAACCUAUAACCCCACUUUACGUGUUUUCUCCUACCAGCUCGACAACGCCGACGGUGAUACUCAAGAUAACGAAGACGAUGAUGCCGAGGAACAGUACCACCACCAUCGACGCCCCAGCCCAGCCCCUUCCACCACAUUCGGCUUCCCUCAGGAAUUCACCCAGUACUGGUGUAACCUCACACACGCCAACAAACACCCUAAUACGCCUCCCACAUACGAGAUCGAGUACCGGACCCGUGAAGAUUAUGGGCUCAAGAACUUGGGUGUCUCGGAGUGGCUGGGCUUGGCGCGUCGGAUUGUGAGGGAAGAGGAUCUGAAGACGGUGUACCUUGAUCGGAUGGUAGUUCAGAGUGGGGCUAAUACCACCAUUGCAUAG